UCUAUCAGCGGUUUCUGAACAACCCGAACUCGAGGUGCUAAUCCUUUUUCUCGUUUCGCCCCGUCCCUAAUCUCGAUCGCCGCCAUGGAAGAUUCGAAGGCGAGCGGCGGCGGGGGCGGCGCCGAUAAGCCCAGCGCAGAGCCAAACCCUAACCCGAACCCGCCCCUGGCAGCGGCGGCGGCGGCGGCUGUCGAGGCCGGGGACGACGGCGGCGCCGCGGCCGCGGCCGCGGCUGAGGCGGCGCGGCGGCCGUUCACGGCCCUCAGCCAGGAGGAGGCCGACCUCGCCCUCGCCCGCGUCCUGCAGGAGCAGGAGCGGGCGUACAUGUUGCUUCGGAUGAACGGGGGCGGUGGCGAGGGCAGCGACUACGGGAGCUCGGAGCCCGGGAGCUACGAGUACGACGAGGAGGGCGAGGAGGACUACGAGGAGGAGCUGGAGCACCACCUCCGCGUCCACCACCACGAGCACCCGGUGGGCGAUGGUGAAGGCGAGGGCGAGGGUGCCGUGGGCCCUGAGGGGAGCGACUACGAGGAGGAGUUCGAAGAGGAUGAGGAAGUGGAGCCAGAGGUAGAUCCUGCCGAGUUUGAGGACGAUGAGGCUUAUGCGCGUGCGCUGCAGGAUGCUGAGGAGCGUGAGGUUGCUGCCCGGCUCAUGGCUCUCGCUGGCCUCAGCGAUUGGCGAGCAGUGGAUGUGGAUCAUGAGGAGGAGCAUGCGAAUGAUCCACAGGAGGCAUGGCAGGAGGUUGAUCCAGAUGAGUACUCUUAUGAGGAAUUAGUUGCAUUGGGCGAAGUAGUUGGUACAGAAAGCAGAGGUCUCUCUGCUGAUACACUUGCUUCUUUGCCUUCAGUAACUUACAAGACACAAGAUGUUCAGGAUGGCAAUACAGAGCAAUGUGUAAUUUGCCGUGUGGAAUUCGAGGAAGGUGAAUCUUUGAUUGCACUUCCCUGCAAGCACUCAUACCAUCCUGAAUGCAUAAACCAGUGGCUACAAAUAAACAAGCUAUGUCCUAUGUGUAGCGCAGAAGUUUCAACCCCGGGCAACAAGGAAGCAUGAGGGACUCUUAUGGCUAUUGUCGGCACUUGAUGGGAAUAACUAGCGGCAUCACUGUAGCAUAUGUAUUGUUGAAACGAAAGCAGCAAAAAAGUUUUACAAACAUGCAAGGAGAUCAGAAAAUAAUCCUCUUAUCAUUCUCAAGUCCUCUUCUUGCUCUGCUCACUGGACUUUCUUUGCCUUGCUGCUAUGCUCUAUAUUCAGACGCCUUAUGGCUGUUGUAUGAUCCAUAAAAUGCGCCAAUUAUAUUAUAUUAUUACUCAUUCUUUUA
Molecule: messenger RNA, 1321 nt
Organism: Phragmites australis (common reed)
Lineage: Eukaryota; Viridiplantae; Streptophyta; Magnoliopsida; Poales; Poaceae
Product: E3 ubiquitin ligase BIG BROTHER-related-like
Exons: 7
Coding region: 85-1053 (322 amino acids)
Source: RefSeq, a predicted model, not a curated record